Lineus longissimus is the source of this 3390-nucleotide messenger RNA. RefSeq lists its product as uncharacterized. The transcript is spliced from 2 exons. NCBI's taxonomy places the organism in Eukaryota, Metazoa, Nemertea, Pilidiophora, Heteronemertea, Lineidae. Gene Ontology annotation, molecular function: zinc ion binding. The record is from RefSeq and is a predicted model, not a curated record. Bases 277 to 2307 code for a protein of 676 amino acids.
AUGGGUCAUUUUUUGAUAUUUCACAGAAACUGUUUCUUCGAAUCCAUCCAGAUAACCUGGAAUUCAUCCAGAUAACCUGUUCACUAGUUCGUGUGUGUGUGCGUGUGGACGAAUAGAUUUGUAGGACUCCAUACAUGUCAAGUACCUGCUCGAAUAUCGGAAAGGACACUAUAGUUGGCCAGCAUAUGAGAAGGAUCAGACGAGGCGUUAACAAGGUCUAAGACUUCUGACAGAAUAUACUGGUUCAGCGAGGGCAGGUAAAAAAACUGACACAAGAUGGCGUCAAACAGAACAGAGAGCGCCGACAUUUGCGUGGUGUGCUUUCAGACCAGACCACUGAAAGUUGCCGGAAGAUGCAAGCAUAGCUUCUGUACUGAAUGCCUUACAAAUACUUUGGGGAGCCAUGGCGCUGACGUGUUCAGCUGUCCUACAUGUCAGGCGGACUGUCUGUAUCCUAGGAAUGGUGUGGAGGGACUGGUCGACUUUACUGGAGAGGAGGUGGCCGCUGAGGAUUUAGGACCCCUGGUGGAGCAGGGGAAAGCAGUCAAAGGAGACGACGCAGCAAAAUAUGUUCCCGGGGAUAAGAAAAGCGACAGCAGGAAUGAGACACUUGAGAAAGAUGCAGAGACUGUGCUGGAUAGAUGCAAAAUUUGCCGCCUCAACAAAAGGGAAGUUCAAGCAAUUAACUUAUGCAUUCCAUGCGGCCAUCUUUACCUUUGUGGGGACUGCACUGAGGUUCAUGCAAAGAACAAGGCAACACACAAACAUGUCGUGAUACCCCUGCAGCCCGAGAGAAAAAAACAAUUAGCUGUAUGCCAAAAACAUGACUUUGGCUUAGAUAGCUAUUGCCAAGAAUGCAAACAGGCAGUGUGUGGUGCUUGUGUCAUGGUUGAGCAUGGGGAUCAUACCAUAGAAAAGUUUGCGGACUUUUUAGAUAGACAGGUCGACACAUUGACAGUUGUUCUUGAAGAAAGAGGGGAAAGGCUCGAUAAGUUGCAGGAGUUAGAAGUGGAGUUGAUUUUGUUGACAAGAAUUGCCCCGGUGGUAGACAAACAAGACAUCCUGCUCAAAGAAAUUGAGGAUCAUGCGCAGAAGUGUAUCGAUAAGAUCGUAAAGUGGAAGGAAGACUUGAAAGGACAAGUCAAAGCGGACUACCAAAUCAUUCGUGACAUUCCUGAGUGCCUGCAGAAGGUUUCUGAGAGGGUUCAGAAGAUGCAGGUAUCUAUCGAACAAGCUGGGAUGUUACUUGCCCAGACAGAGUAUCAACCCAUGUACCUUGACAGAGUGAUGAAAUUGCAGCAUGACCUUGAAGCCCUCGCAGAAACACUGGACGAAGAGGGAGCAGGAUACACAGAUAAAAUCCAACAGCUCUAUAAUCAUGAUUGUCGUUUCACUCCGAUGACAAUGGAUUCCUUUGGAAAGAUGGAUAGAAGCCAAGCCAAGACAGGAUAUUUCAAACCUGAGGAAAUUUUCAAGUUUACAAUGCCAGUAGACUCCAAUGACAAGUUCAUUCCAUGUGUAGCAAACCUUGGCCAAAGAUAUGCUAUUGCUCAUCCAAUAAGAGAGGGAGAACCAUCCGAUGCUGUCGACAUUUACGACUUCCCUGGCAAGCUGAAGCACACAUUGAAAGCACAUGUGCCUCCCUUGUACGACAUGUGUGCAACUCCAGAUGGGAAACUUGCCUUGCUUUCUGAUGGGACAGGGGACACUAGCUGCUGUGUCAAGUUGUUUGAUGCAGAGGACGGCUACACAAGAUCAACUCUUGACUUCGACAUAGCAAAACCGUUAUCACUUGGAGUUACCCUGCAACAUCAGUACGUCAUCCUCGGUGAUACUGAACAAGGAGAGAGGCAGAUUAUCGUUGUUGACAAGGAUGGUCGAGUGGAACAUACACAUGUUAUUAAAGAAGAAAUUAAAGAGAAACGAAUCAACCCGAGCAGGAUAACAUGUGGAGGAAUGUUCAUCUAUGUCAUUGGGAAGUUGGGUGCUUUUUCCUAUAAGAUAGAGGACACGGGGAUUGCUGCCUCCAGUGCGUCUUUCUUCUUCUCUCACCCUCUUGAUACCCACGGUAUUGACAUCUCAGCAAAUGUGUGGGAUGGUUGCCGUGUUUCUUUUACUCUUGAAAAUAAGAUCUACAUUCAGAAAUUGGUAAAGAAAACAAACAAGGACAAGACUUCAUGGACUUGUGAUGGGUGUAAAGUACUUCUGCGUAACUUGACCGGGGCAGAUAGGGAAACAAGAGUCUCCUCAAGGGGUUCUCUCAUAGUCACGUCUCACGGUCAAACAAUCAGGGUCUACAAAGAAUAGUCAAAGGUCAUUAGCCCAAACGCUUUAGAAAAAGGUCCAGUGUUAUUGUUAACAAUGAUGCGACAAUGGCAGACUCGUUCCACAAGCAGUAACAAACUGCAUGUAAAGCGCACCAAAACCGCCUAUGGUGACAGGUGUUUCUCUGUCGGUGCUGCACGCUUGUGGAAUGAGCUGCCACAAAACAUAACUUCCCGGGAGUCCACUGCAGCAUUCAAAAAUGGGUUAAAGACCUGGUUAUUCAGAAAGUUUUAUGGGGAGUAGCUUUUUAACAGCAAUCGUUCUGAGAAGCGCUAUAUAAGCACUACAAUAUUAUUAUUAUUAUUAUAAUGGCUGAUAACUGAGAAGAAAAGUAAAUUUAAGAUGGUGCACAUCCCGAAGAAGGGACAUAUACUCGAGAGAAUGUUUUCAAGCAUUCAAAUUGUGGAAAAAACGGAAUGAUCAAUCGAAAUAUGAUACGUUUGCACUGAUAUGAAUAUCUGAUGUGAGACACAAGAACUCCGUUGAAAAAAGAAAUACACGUAGGGUUGACUUAAUCUUUAAUCACAUUUUUUUCAAGUUUAAUUCAUCAGUUUAGUCAUAAGGAACAUGAUUAAAUGCGGAGAGAAGUCUUAAGACUUUUAGCACAUAACAGACACUUAUUUUGUGGCCCUACUAGCACAUCGUUACCUUUAGAUUUCACUUUACUAAUUGAACUGUCAUAAUACAUUGUAUAAGCAUAUACUAAUCAGAUUUCAAAAUGAUUGUGCAAAAAAGUUAUUUGCCUCUGAUAGCAUGAAACCUUGUUGAUCAAACACCACUUUGUAACCUUUCAUAUUCUACUCCAGAAAUCAAUAGUAACCACAAUGUUUUCUUAUACUUUUUGAAGUCACUUUAUGUACUUAUUUCAAAGGCGUUUUUCAACACGUGACCUUUUGUUGUGGCAGGAGGUGCUUUGUGUGAACGGCAUUGAUGUUUGGACUUCAGUUCAUAUAACUGUGAAAACACAGGUUCUCUACUUGGUUUCAGGGACAGCUGCUUCUGUAGAGAAAUUGGCAAAUGCAAUAAAUUGUAUACAGAAUGUACUGAGAUUCAUCAGUACGUGUA